Messenger RNA from Cotesia congregata, 1931 nucleotides. NCBI's taxonomy places the organism in Eukaryota, Metazoa, Arthropoda, Insecta, Hymenoptera, Braconidae. The record is from the annotation of a GenBank genome assembly.
AUGGCGGACACCGCGAAUGACGGUGAUAAUCGAGUAGUAGCAAAUGAUUCAAGUGAAAUGGAAAAUCCACAAGAAAACGGUGAAGUUGCUGUUGUAGAUGAAAAUCAAGAAAGAGACAUAAAUGCUGAGAUCGACGCCCAAAGACAAAAAUACCAACCAACAAAAUGGGAAUCAUUUUUAGCAGUAUUAAAGUCACUGAUUAUAAGGUCAUUAGUUAUUUAUUUUAUCACGUCAUUCUUCCGAAGACCAACUGCAGAUCCAGUAUCGACAGCAGCAAGCGCUGAUGGUGCUGUUCCAAAAUAUCAGGCAGCUAAUAUUUUUGAGAAUGGAACAUUAUUUGAUCUGUACGUAUUUUUAUCAGAAUCAGAUCAUUUUAAUAACUUUGAGGAUCAGCAGGCGUUGAUAUGGAAAGAAAAAGGUUUGAUGUACGGUGAUUGGACGAGUGGACCCAACAACGACGGUACAAGAUUUUUUGCUUACAAAUUCGAACCUUCAAGCCAACUGAAACGCAAUGGAUCGAUUUAUUUGCACAUUUACGCAACAAAAACCGGAAAGUCGAUAAAUCCUAAGGAUGGUAAGGGCGUGUAUUCAGCGAACCAAGUGUCAUAUGCUAAAAAAAUGGUUAAUAAAUUUAAAAAGAUAAAAUAUCAGAAGCGACACAAUUUACUAACGGGAGAAACAACAGCCACUGAAGAAGAAAUAAAAAAAGCUGAAAUAAUGGAUCAAGAAAUAGUUUCACACUGGCAUCCUAAUUUGACAAUUAACCUCGUGACUGAUCAAACUGGGUGGGUGUCAGGGCAAGUCCCGCCACCGUUGAACGAGUACAUCGAAUUUGUCCAAGGAGGUUCUUUCUACAAGCCUCCAAUUUAUGUAAACGAUUUUUGGAACAUGCAGCGCGACUACUUUCCACUCAAUGACACUGUCAAGGAAUUGGAAUUGCAUCUCACUUAUCAACCACUAUCUCUGUUCAAGUGGCAAUUGUACUCGGCGCAAAAUAUGAGGAAUAAAUGGACUUCCUCAUUCAUGGGAGACGUUGCCGAUGAAGAUGACAGCGACCAGGAUACUCUGAAAGAAACAAUUCUUGAAACUAAUCCUUACUUACUGGGAAUGACUAUUUUUGUAUCUAUUUUACACAGCGUGUUUGAAUUUUUGGCUUUCAAAAAUGAUAUCCAAUUCUGGAACAACAGAAAAACCUUGGAAGGUCUGUCAGUUCGAUCAGUCUUCUUCAACGUCUUUCAAUCUCUUGUUGUACUGCUCUACGUCUUGGACAACGAAACCAACACUCUCAUUCGUUUAAGCUGCGGUAUUGGUUUGUGCAUUGAAAUAUGGAAGAUCAACAAAGUUGUGGACAUCUCCCUCGAUAGAAGCAAUAAAAUACUGGGAAUAUUCCCUAGAGUAUCAUUCCGCGACAAAGGUUCGUACGUCGAAAGUUCAACCAAAGAAUACGACAGACUUGCCUUCAAAUAUCUAUCAUGGGCUCUGUAUCCUCUUCUGGCCGGAUAUGCCAUUUACUCGUUGAUGUACCUCGAGCACAAGGGAUGGUACUCGUGGGUUUUAAAUAUGCUCUACGGUUUCUUGUUAACAUUUGGCUUCAUCAUGAUGACGCCACAAUUAUUUAUUAAUUAUAAAUUAAAAAGCGUAGCUCAUCUUCCCUGGCGUAUGCUGUCGUAUAAAUUUUUGAAUACAUUCAUCGAUGAUAUAUUUGCUUUUAUUAUUAAAAUGCCGACGUUAUAUCGAUUAGGAUGUUUCCGUGAUGAUAUAGUGUUCUUUAUAUUUUUGUAUCAGCGGUGGAUAUACAGAAUAGAUCCUACGAGAAUUAACGAAUUCGGUUAUUCGGGUGAAAUGGAGAAUGCAUCAAAGAAACAAGUCACUGUCGCGAGUACGAAAGAUGAAGCUAGCAAAAAAACAGAUUAAUUUUACGAUUUCUUUAA